Molecule: messenger RNA, 2105 nt
Organism: Folsomia candida
Lineage: Eukaryota; Metazoa; Arthropoda; Collembola; Entomobryomorpha; Isotomidae
Gene: Septin2
Product: septin-2
Exons: 9
Coding region: 205-1452 (415 amino acids)
Biological process (GO): cytoskeleton-dependent cytokinesis
Cellular component (GO): septin complex; septin ring; cell division site
Molecular function (GO): molecular adaptor activity; GTP binding; GTPase activity
Source: RefSeq, a predicted model, not a curated record
CAACUGCCAACUAGUUGGAAAUUUGACACACACUGACUGCACUCACCCAUCCGGCCUCUCUCCAGUUGCGCUACGCUACACCCUGUUCUCGACUCCUCCAAACCAAAAUACAAAUAUUUUUCAUUUUGUGACAAGGUGGAAAGACCGAGCUGAAUUUCAUCAUAAUUCUUGACAAGGUGGACGUUGACUGUUCUAAUUUCUAAAAUGUUGGACAAAGCACGGAGCGUAGGUUUGGCUGGUCAUGUCGGGUUCGAUAACCUUCCCGACCAACUUGUGAAUAAGGCGGUGCAAAAAGGAUUUGUGUUCAACUUAUUGUGUAUAGGGGAAACCGGAAUUGGAAAGUCUACUCUUAUGGAUACAUUGUUUAAUACCAGUUUUGAAGCGAAACCAAAUUCUCAUAAGUGUGCAUCGGUAAUUUUGAAGCCACAAGCAUAUGAACUUUUGGAAGGCAACGUCCAGAUGAAACUCACCAUCGUUGACACUGUCGGGUACGGAGAUCAGGUCAAUAAAGAUGACAGUUUUAAGCCAAUAGUGGAUUAUAUCGAUCAACAAUUUGAAGCUUACCUACAAGAGGAACUUAAAAUCAAGCGAUGCCUUCAAGCAUAUCAUGACACUCGAGUGCAUUCAUGCCUUUACUUCAUCUGUCCAACAGGGCAUGGGCUAAAAGCGAUUGAUUUGGUGUGCAUGAAGAAACUUGAUACCAGAGUAAAUGUCAUUCCUGUAAUCGCCAAGGCCGAUACAAUUUCCAAAAACGAGCUGCUGAAAUUCAAGGAAAAGAUUGUGGCCGAGUUGAAUGCCAACGGAAUCAAAAUCUACCAAUUCCCAACGGAGGAUGAUACUGUCGCCGAGAUUAACACUUCCAUGAACACACACAUUCCUUUUGCUAUUGUUGGAAGUACCGAAUUUGCUCGGGUGGGAAAUAAGAUGGUGCGAGCACGACAAUACCCAUGGGGCACUGUCCAAGUUGAAAACGACACGCAUUGCGAUUUCAUCAAGUUGCGUGAAAUGUUGAUUAGAACGAAUAUGGAGCACAUGAGAGAAGUCACUCAUGCAAAACACUACGAAUUGUACCGAAAGACAAGAUUGGAACAGAUGGGCUUCAGUGAUGUAGACUCUGACAACAAGCCAAUGAGUUUCCAACAGACGUGCGAAAAGAAGAUGCAUAUGCACCAGCAAGAACUUGCCCAAAAGGAGGAAGAAAUGAAACAACAAUUCAUCCAGCGAGUCAAGGAAAAGGAAGCCGAAUUAAAAGAUGCUGAACGAGAGCUCCAUGCCAUAUUCGAUCAAAUCAAAGAUGACAACGCCAGGGAGAAGAAAGGAAUGGAAGAUUACCAAAAACAAUUGGAAGAUGAAAUCAGUGAAUUUCAACGACUCAAGAUUCAAUAUCAGACAGCCCAGCUUUCUGGUUCUCAUACAUUGUCACUUGGAACAUUGAAAGGCAAAAAGAAGUAAUGUCCAAUUUGCAAAAAAAAACACUCGCAUGUACAUUAAAUGUGUUAUCAUCAUUAUCUUUAUAAAUUUCUAAUGUGUCUUAUUAGUAUUGAGUCGCUUUAUACUUCAAAAAAUUGGAGAAUGUAUAUAGUAUUUAUAAAAUAUAUAUAUAUUACAAAAAUCCUAAUAUUAUCUUAACUUGGGCAAUUAUCCAAAUUAAAAUUUUGCAGUUAUAUUAAUCGUUUGUUCAGCUUAUCAAUUUUUUAUGUUUUUACUUUUAUAAUUUUGCAAUAUGCGUGACGUAAAUUCCAACUAUAGUAGAGCUUUCUUCGUAGAACUACCUGGUAUAAAAUUGUCUAUUUCCUAUACAUGAGCCAAAAUCUAUAACACUUGAAAAUACAAAAUCACUGCCUUGAAGUAAUGGUGUGUUUUGUUACCAGAUGUUCUGCCAGGCCUAAAUGUAUACCUGUCAAUGAUGUUAGCAUUAAUUAAACGCUUACUUAAUUUAUUAAAAAUAGUGACCAAGGACAUUAUAUUUACACUUUUCGUACAUAAUCAAUAGCUGGUUACUAUAUUGGUUAUAGAGUGGAUGAUACUCCUUCUAUAUAUUACUACAUAUUACUCAGGAAUGUAAAAUUGACAUGUAUUACUGACAGUAAAUAUUUUUAACCUGA